Lactuca virosa is the source of this 1273-nucleotide messenger RNA. Lineage: Eukaryota; Viridiplantae; Streptophyta; Magnoliopsida; Asterales; Asteraceae. The record is from the annotation of a GenBank genome assembly.
AAGGACAACCAAUAAGGGUACCCUAGCAAAAUACUCAAACAAAAGGCACCACGAGUUCAUUCUCCCCCUCACAAUGGAGUUAUCACUCUCAUCUUCUUCCCUUCGAGUUUCUGGUUCAUCUCCACAUUUCAGAAAAUUUACCGCAAACACCAAAUGCAAAUUCUACGAUACAGUUUUCAAGUUCCCUGAUAACACUACUCUUACAACCAACUUCUACAGUAUCAAACGAAGCUCAAACGUAGUUUCAAACAAAUUCCCAAAGCAAUUCUCCAUCACGGCCUGCAGUCAAGUUGGUGCUGCUGAAUCCGAUCCACCAUUAAAGAAAGUUGCAGAUUUCAAAGACGCAUUCUGGAGAUUUCUAAGACCCCACACAAUUCGCGGAACAUCGUUAGGAUCGGUGUCUUUAGUAACAAGAGCACUUCUUGAAAACCCAAAUCUCAUCAAAUGGUCGCUUUUAAUCAAGGCAUUUUCCGGCCUAAUCGCUCUGAUAUGUGGAAAUGGUUACAUAGUCGGCAUCAAUCAAAUAUAUGAUAUCGGAAUUGAUAAGGUAAACAAACCCUAUCUACCAAUUGCUGCUGGAGAUCUUUCUGUUCAAUCAGCAUGGUUUUUAGUGUUAUCAUUUGCAGCACUUGGUGUUCUUAUUGUCGCCAUGAAUUUUGGCCCUUUUAUCACCUCCCUUUAUUGUCUUGGUCUUUUUCUGGGCACCAUUUAUUCUGUUCCACCAUUUCGCAUGAAAAGAUUUCCUGUUGCAGCAUUUCUCAUCAUUGCCACGGUGAGAGGUUUUCUUCUAAAUUUUGGUGUAUAUUAUGCUGUGAGAGCUGCUUUAGGACUAACAUUUCAAUGGAGUUCACCAGUGGCUUUUAUCACAACAUUUGUGACAUUAUUUGCAUUAGUAAUCGCCAUUACUAAAGAUCUUCCCGAUGUAGAGGGUGACCGAAAGUUUCAAAUUUCUACUUUUGCAACAAAACUUGGAGUAAGAAACAUUGCUUUAUUAGGAUCCGGGCUUCUUAUGAUGAAUUAUAUUGGUUCAAUAGUGGCAGCAUUCUACUUGCCUCAGGCUUUCAGGAGCAGCUUGAUGAUACCAUUACAUACCAUCUUGGCUUCCUGUUUGAUUUUCCAGGCAUGGGUACUUGAGCGUGCGAAUUACACCCAGGAGGCUAUAGCAGGCCAAAAUCCGCUUAAAAUGUUAAAAUUUUCCUUAAUAAAAUGUAAUCAUAUGAGACUUCAACAAAAGUUGACUUUUUUUUUUGCCUCAAAGAAUGAUGAAAGUUGA